Messenger RNA from Rotaria socialis, 1536 nucleotides. NCBI's taxonomy places the organism in Eukaryota, Metazoa, Rotifera, Eurotatoria, Philodinida, Philodinidae. The record is from the annotation of a GenBank genome assembly.
AUGAACAACUUGAACCAUGUCGAUUUCUCUUCAUCAAAUGCUAAACCGGAAAAUUCAUCUAUGACUACAGUUAAUAUACUUGGUCGUCUUCGCAUAGCAACUGAACAAAUUCGAUACAUUCAGUCCAGUUUAGCUCACGAUGGAAUUCUGUUUAAUUUGGGCGACAUCUUUUCCGAUGAUACAAGACAAAGUGAAAUAAAUAUUACAUCACAUGAUGGUCAAAUUAGUACAUGGUUAGAACAAACAUUUUCUUCAAAACCACAGCGUCCCCCUAAUAGAGCUGCAGCUCGUUUUGAAUCAAUUAAAGCUGUUAUUCAAGCAUCAUCGUUUGUCAAUGCUUUACAAAAACAAGUACGUCAAAAUGCCAAAGAACGCCUAACUACCGUACUUGAUUUACCUGUGGAUAUUUGUAAAUUAAAUUUAUGGUCAUUUAAUAUGAUGGAAUAUGAUGAGCCAAUGGUCUUGUCGACAUUACUCAUAUUUGAUGCACAUGAUAUCAUAUCGCGCUAUCGUAUUGAUAUUGAAACGUUGAAAAAUUUCGGACGAGCUCUAACCGAUGGUUAUCAAAAAUAUCGAGCUCCGUAUCAUAAUGAUUUUCAUGGAGCUGAUGUACUACAAACAACGCAUUGUUUACUAAUAAAAAGUAGUUUAAUGAACGUUUUUACGCAGACGGAAAUAGCUGCAUUAUUAUUUGCAGCUGCUGUUCACGAUUAUGAACAUCCCGGUUUAAAUAAUGGUUACCUGGUGAAAACAAAAAACGAUUUAGCUAUAAUUUACAACGAUUUUAGUGUACUAGAAAACCAUCAUGCAAGUUCCAUAUUUAAACUUCUACGCGAUAAACGUCAUAAUAUUUGGUCGAAUAUGGAUAAAAAUGAAUAUCGAACAUUUCGUUCAUUGGUUAUAUCACUUGUUUUAGCAACUGACAUGGCAAAUCAUGCUUCAUUAGUUGAACGCAUGUCAACAUAUUUCUUUUUCAAAGAAACAAAUUCAGCUACAGCAUUACCUGAUUCUAAAACUCUACUACAGACAUUGUUACAUGCAGCCGACAUAUCAAAUGCAACGAAGCCAUGGCCUAUUUAUGUACAAGCAGUGGAAAAAAUAAUGGAAGAAUUUUUUAUUCAAGGAGAUCUAGAAAAAAUCUAUUGUGAAGAUGAUAAACCAACAUUCGAUAGGGACUCGACCGAUAUUGUUCAAUUACAAAUGAGUUUUAUCACACAUAUCGUUAAUCCCAUAUUUGAUGUUUUAUCAAAAGUUCUACAGAUUGAUUGUCUUGAUCAUAAACAAAAAGAAUCAUCAUCAUCAGCAACAACAACAACAACAACAACUAAAUUACCAUGGCAGUAUGAUUUACAAUUAAAUUUAGAAACAUGGAAACAAGUAGCAAAAAGCGGUGAUGUACAAAAAUUAAUUAUAGAUAAAAAACCGUUAAAAUUAGAUCUCAUAUAUUUACAAGAAUAUGUUGAAAAAGCUGAAAAAAUUUUGAAAAAACGUUCACAGCAUGAUCUUUUACUCGCUUGCACGCUCACAUCAUCAUGA